This is a messenger RNA of Pteropus alecto (black flying fox), 4331 nucleotides long. RefSeq names its product zinc finger protein 23 (gene ZNF23). The transcript has 7 exons. Gene Ontology annotation, biological process: regulation of transcription by RNA polymerase II. Lineage: Eukaryota; Metazoa; Chordata; Mammalia; Chiroptera; Pteropodidae. The record is from RefSeq and is a predicted model, not a curated record. Gene Ontology annotation, molecular function: RNA polymerase II cis-regulatory region sequence-specific DNA binding; DNA-binding transcription factor activity. Bases 1812 to 3887 code for a protein of 691 amino acids. Gene Ontology annotation, cellular component: nucleus.
AGUGCUGAUCAGGUUCAGGGCAAAGCAGAGAAGGGCUCUGGCAAUGGUCAGUAAUCCCAGGCAUAAGAUAUAUCCUACCUCCAGUGGCACAGAAAUGAAAGGGUUCUACCCUGGAGUUGGGGCUGGAGAUGUUGGACUAUGUCAGCAACAGCUGUUUAUUGCAUGUCUCUUUUAUGCCAGGCCUUGUGCUUUAGCUGAGGAUAAUGAUGUUGAACAACGUAUAUAUAGUCCCUGUUCCCUGGAGUGACCAGAGAAGACAUUUUAACUAUCACCAUUAAAUAAGCACUAAUGGGGAGUCUUAGUCUUGCCUUAUUUCGGGUGGUCAGGGAAGUCUUGCUUUCCAAGGGAAUUGACGUGAGCUGAGACCAAAUAACAGUCAAGAAGGGGUGGGAAUGGGAAGGGAAGGGCAUUCUAGGUUUAGAGAACAGCAUGUUCAGUGGUGGAGCUGAAGUUGAGAGGGGAGAAUGGGAGUGCUAGGAGGCUGGAGGGGUGAGUGGUCUGAUCCCUCAGGCUGCAGCACUGGGAGCGAUCAGUCCUGGAGAAGAAAGGCCAACACAGUCAGAAUUGGGAGGGACUCUUAAGGGUGGUCCAAUCCAGUGGCUUUUAGUACCAUUCACCUUCCCCCAAGGGCCGAUUUUGGAAUUUUAUGGGAGUAUUUUCGUUACAGAGUUUGGUGGUGGUGGAUAGGAGCCAGGAGUGACACAGGUCCUGCAAUGCAAGGAAAGGUUCUGCCUAUUGAAAAAGUUUUCAGACUUUAAUGUCUUCCUGAACAUCAAAAACUUUAUAAAUUACCUGAACCUAGAACUUGUUUUUCAGAUAAACGCAAUGUACUUUUGCAGUUUUAACAUAUGCUGAUUCUCCAAGAAUAUAACUAUUGCAUGAUCAAGACAGGAUUGUACCGUAUUUCAUUUAAACUUUACCAAAAAGUGCUCUCAAUUUUGGAUCUCACCUUGUGAUUUUUUGAGACACCGGUGACUUAGCAUUGUGGCUGCGGCAAGCAGGCACAGCCUACGUAAGAAGGCAAAUGUGUGAUCGCUUCAUUAAGUCUCAUGCAGCAGCCAUUACCAAACAUUUACAUAUUGAAAUAUUUUUAAUUACAAGUUAUUUUCCUCUUAUUUCUCCUUUAUUACACUUGAGACAUAAUAGUUUUUUAAAUGUAGGUUGUAUAUAUUAUUUAUGACUAAUAUCUCUGAAUUUCAAGACAGGAGAAUAAAGCGGUCGCUAGGAAAUGUUUGUUAUAAAAGGGUGGCCUUGGGUCUGACAGCGUCUGUUUAGCGAUCCCGUACGGAGACUCCCAAAUCUGGCUGCACCGGCAGCUUUACUGAAAUACAGGUCCCUGGCGCUCUCCCGGGUUGAAUGCUGCGCGCGCGUCUGAUUCUCGCCUGCUUCAGCCGACCUAGAGGAACAACUGCCACCGAUCUAGGAGAGGCACAAAGGGCGCGAAGCUCCCGGGCACUGGGGUUUUGGCCGCAGGGGGCGGGGCCAGGGCACCACCGAGAGGGAGAGAAGCCGCUUCUAGAAAGGCUCGGCCAGGGCCUCGUGACGCACUUCCGGUCGCGCCGCGGGGCAGGUUGCUGCGGAGGGUCGUGAAUCGGACCAGUGGGAGAGCAGAAAAGGCAGAGCCCCUCCCAUCCACCUGAGAGGAAAAGAAGCCCGGCUUUGUCUUCUGCAGCGGUGUCAGUUCCAAAAGUUGGCUAAACUUAUCCAGAUGGGUUCCCUUGUCAAGCUCAUCCAGUUACAGCUGCAUCUGCAAAAUACUGUGGUACAUCUUAACAACAGCUCCAGCCCUUCUCUGAGAGAGAGACCAGGUGAUGGCAGCCAUGCUCUUGACAGCCUGGCCCCAGAAGUCGGUGACCUUCGAGGACGUGGCCGUGUACUUCACCCCGACGGAAUGGGAUGGCCUGUCCCCUGCACAGAGGGCCCUGUACAGGGAUGUGAUGCUGGAGAAUUAUGGGAAUGUGGCCUCACUGGGAUUUCCACUUCUCAAACCUGCUGUGAUCUCACAACUGGAGGAAAGAAGUGAGCUGGAGGGCCCAUCUCCACUGGCUGCUGGAACAGGCACAGGCCCCCCAGACCUCCGGACUGUAGAUAUUGAUAUCCAGACUGAGAAUAAUACGACAAAGGAAACAUAUGAGGAAAAAUACAAUUCAUCAUUUGUACUUCAUGGUGACUUUUCCCAGGAAACAGACUUUUCAGAAGCCUGUGUUCUAGAAAAAGAACAGUGGGAAGUCCACUCAGUAGGAAGUAUGAAGAAAGAAAACAGUGUCAUUGAUGGAACAGUGAAAGACAACACAAGCACCAUAGAGGAGUGUUUCUUCAGUCAGAGUCCAGAUUGGAAUCAGUAUCAUACCAUCAUCUCCACUGGAGAGCAGCCUCCUGAGUAUACAGGAUUGAAGAAAGCCUUGAGCUUUGACACAAAACUUAUUCAUCAUGAAAUAAGUAAUUCCAGGGAAAGACCUGAAUGUGAAGAAUUAAUGGAAACGUUUAGGUAUAAUACUCAACUUAAUCAACAUCAAGAUAGCUACCAUGGGGAGAAGCCCUAUCAGUGUAAGGAAUGUGGUAAAGCCUUUAGUGUUAAUGCAAAAUUAAUCUGGCAUCAAAGACUUCAUAGUGGAGAGAAACCCUUCAAAUGUGUGGAGUGUGGGAAAAGCUUCAGCUACAGUUCCCAUUACAUCACACAUCAGACAAUACACAGUGGGGAAAAACCCUAUCAGUGUAAGGUGUGUGGGAAAGCUUUCAGUGUUAAUGGGAGUCUAAGCAGGCAUCAAAAAAUCCAUACAGGAGAGAAGCCCUAUCAGUGCAAGGAGUGUGGAAAUGGCUUCAGCUGCAGUUCUGCAUAUAUCACACAUCAGAGAGUUCACACUGGGGAGAAACCUUAUGAGUGUAAUGACUGUGGGAAAGCUUUCAAUGUUAAUGCAAAAUUAAUUCAACACCAGAGGAUUCACACUGGAGAGAAACCUUAUGAAUGUAAUGAUUGUGGGAAAGGCUUCAGGUGCAGCUCCCAGCUCAGGCAGCAUCAGAGCAUCCACACUGGAGAGAAGCCUUAUCAAUGUAAUGAGUGUGGGAAAGCCUUCAGUAGUAAUACAAAACUCAUUCAGCAUCAGAGAAUCCAUACCGGAGAGAAACCUUACGCAUGUAGUGAAUGUGGAAAAGCCUUUAGUGUCAAAGGGAAGUUAAUCCAACACCAGAGAAUCCACACGGGUGAGAAGCCCUAUGUGUGUAAUGAAUGUGGGAAAGCCUUCAGAUGUAACUCCCAGCUUCGGCAGCAUCUGAGAAUCCAUACUGGGGAGAAGCCCUAUGAGUGUAAUGAGUGUGGAAAGGCCUUCAAUGUCAAUGCAAAACUAAUGCAGCAUCGGAGGAUUCACACUGGGGAGAAACCCUUUGAAUGUAAUGAGUGUGCAAAAUGCUUUACUUCUAAAAGAAACCUACUCGAUCAUCACCGAAUCCAUACUGGAGAAAAGCCUUAUCAAUGUAAGGAAUGUGGGAAAGCCUUCAGUAUCAAUGCCAAACUAACUAGGCAUCAGCGAAUACACACCGGGGAGAAACCUUUCAAAUGUAUGGAAUGUGAGAAAGCAUUUGGCUGUAGUUCUGACUAUAUUGUACAUCAGAGAAUUCAUACAGGAGAGAAACCCUUUCAGUGUAAGGAGUGUGGAAAAGCCUUCCAUGUUAAUGCCCACUUAAUUCGGCAUCAGAGAAGCCACACUGGGGAUAAACCUUUCAGGUGUGGGGAGUGUGGCAAAGGCUUCAGCUAUAGUUCUGACUGUAUUAUACAUCAGACUGUCCAUACGUGGAAGAAACCAUAUGUGUGUAAUGUGUGCGGGAAAGCCUUCAGAUUUAGCUUCCAACUCAGUCAGCAUCAGAGUGUCCAUAGUGAAGGAAAAUCCUGAGAAGGAUGUAGAAAGCUCAAGGUUAAUGCUGAACAAAAUCAGAUUCACCCUGAUGGAAAACUCAGAAAAAUGAAUAUGGCAGAGUCUUCACAUGGGAACAAAUGAUUUUCAUUUUAUUCAAUUUUAAAUCAGGAAUGAUGACCAAUUAAAAAGUAACAUUCAAAAAUGAAGUUUGACGUCAACAGCCAAUUUGAAAAUAUAAUGAAAGAAAAUAUCCCAUUCCCAACACCAUUAAGAAAAGUAGAUUUUCUAGGAAUAAACUUAAUUAUUAUGCAGGAUCUAGAAAAAUACGUGGGGAGGAAGAGGAAACUCGUUCUUGGGUAGGAAAACAACUAAAGAUAUUCACUCUAUCUAAAUUAAUUUAUUUCCCUUCCAUUUUUGGCAACAAGCAUGCAUCAUUUUUGUAGAGAAGAAAGACAAUAAAGAUUUCCUUUAAAAGUAAAA